CGAGUGUACUUUGUACAUAAAUACGCACACGCACGACAACAGGUACGUACUCACAAUAAUAUAAUAAUAAUAAUAUACGAUUGUCGCUUCUCCGGCAGCGAUAUACACGCGGCGGGCUAUUGUUGUCAUUUGUCAUUCAUAUACGUGCGCGCGCGAAAGUGAUUCGAGUGAAUGUGCACGUUCGGCCGGCGAUGACCCGGUAAUCGACUGUAUAUUACUUAUGAUAAAUACGUAUAUGUGGAUGAGUGACGAGUGCCAAAAAACCGGCAGACACGUUAUAGCAGUCCGCAGCGGUCCGUCCGCAGCAAGUCGCGUCGUCGUCGCACACCGCGGUCCGUGUUUCGUCGUUCGUGCAGCUGAAAUUCCGGUUAUAGCGCUUUGAACGAUUUCUCGCGAUAUUUUCGCUUGCCGCUCUGCGACGUCGUCCGCGACACUACUCUACAACUGCUGUUUACUAUCAAAAUAAUCGCAGUAAUUAAAUCCGGACGCGUGUCUGCCGCGGUACACGACCGUUCGUAUAUGGUGCGCCCGCGCCACUAUGCGCCGAGACUUCCGCGACGGCCAGUGAUCGCCAUGCGGUGGACCGGAUUCUGGAUCGUGCCGUUGCUUCUGGGAUGUUGCGAUGCCGCGGAUGUCCGGCCCGCGGCUAACCGGAAUGACGGCCGCGGCGGGCCGCCGACACCGUUGGGAUUGCACUCGGUGAUCUCGCGCGCGCUGAGCCGCGUACGCGAAUCGACGCGCGACCACCGGUUGGCGGGCGACUUGUGGCUGGAAACGGUCGACGGAUCGACGGCGACUUCGGGGCCUCUGGCCGACGACCUCGUGGCCCAAGCGGACGCUGUUUUCGACAACCAUCGGCUGUCGUGGCGCGACGCUGUAGUCCGAGGACUGGACUUGAACGUGUACAAGGAUCGGGAGAAGCAACGAUACGUACUCGGCAUAACUCGGCGCACGGGAGACUCGCAAGGUUCCGCUACUCGGACUUUUGGCGUAGUAGGACGUCGGCGAAUGCAAAUGUUCUUCAUGUUACCGGUGAUGUACAAGUUGGGUGUGAUUACCACGCUGUUGACUGGUCUGGUUGUGCUCACCCUCAAGGGCGUGACCAUCGGCGUGAUACUGCUCAUCAUAGCCUUGUCUAGUAUAGUGGCCAAACUGUCCAAGUUCCACAGUCCCUACGCGUCUGCACCGAUGCCUGCGAUAUCGGGCUGGUCGGGAUACCAUCACGACCCUUACGACCGUUCAUCGCCACAGCAACCACUGCCGCCUUUGCAAGACAAAAACAUACACGUGCAUGUGCACACCGGACCUGGUCCUGUGCCGCCAGCUGUGAGCUACGCGAAAAGUCCUCCGCCGCCAAUGCCGCAAUUGGCCGACGACGACGAAGUAAACAACUACAACAACAACAAUUAUUAUUAUAACGGCGGCGGCGGAGCGUACUGGAAUCGCGCAGGUGAGGAAUACUACAACGCCCCGGCGUUGAAUCAUUACCAUCGCGGCGACAAUCACCAACUGGGCGCUGAAUCUACGACUGCCAGUAACAGUGUCUAUCAACAGUGGUUAGGAUGAUAAUAUUAUUAAGAUAACACAUUAGGUAUAUCAUAAUACAGGGAACCCUCUGAAUACCGGAUACUGUCGGUCACUGAAAUAUUGUCCACCGUUCGGGGGCACUGUCCGCUAUUUAGAAUGCUCAAUUUGUAGUUUUUUUGAGGAGACUUCACUAAAUUAUUUUUAUUUAUAUCGAAAUUAUUCGAUUGUGUGUACAACACACUUGUUAUGUAAAGGUGCCUGGCCACUUUCAAUUCGUAACCAUAUUAGGUAUAUAAUAUUGCUAUUUUAUAUACAUUACAGUACGGUUAUACUUAUAUAGUUACUUUACAUAGAUAUAAUAAUACCAUGAUCAGGCACAUUACACAACACUAAUUACUUUAGGAACGGGGAAGAGGAGGUUAAAUAAAAAGUUUUCAAAUGAAAUCUUACAUGACCGUUUUGAAAAAAAAAUAUUUUUCCGAAAACAUUUCAACCACUUACUCAUACAUAUUGUUUACGUGCCAGGUCAAGCUUAAUACUUUUAUUCUUGUGGUUAUCAAUUGCAUUAAUCAGUAAAUAUACGUACAUAUACAUAGCACUUUAUACGAAUUACUAACUGUAGACUAUUAGACUAGCGACUAGCUGUUUCCUAUAGGUUUAAGUAGCCAGCAUGUAAAAAUAUAUUGCAAUAUACAAACCAAAACUAUUACUCGUAUAGUAUUUUACUAGUAUUAUUAAUAAAUAUUUUACUAUUUCAAAUAGGUACCAGUGGCGUAGUUACGGGGGGGCAUAGGGAGCGUUUGCCCUCCCAACCUCCUCUGAAAAUUAACUUUUAAACAAAAUUUGGUAAUUUAAAAAAACUUUAUAUUGAAGUUGUAUAACAAGUUGUAUAGUAUUAAGUUCUAUAUUGUAUCAUUUAUUUUAUUAUUUUCAUUUAUUGAAAUUAAUUAUUAAUUACUACCUAUGUAUUUGACUUUAUGUAAUCCAUGAUUAUUAUGAACAAUUUUGAAAUUUUGCCCCCUCCCCCCAACUAAAAUUCCUAGCUACACCACUGAUAUGUACCUAUAAUAAAUUAAGUUAAUGUUAAUAUUAAUAUAUUUUAUGAAUGCAAUACUUUAGUUGUAAUAAAAAUAAAAUUUUGUCUUUUAAAUUCAA
This is a messenger RNA of Rhopalosiphum padi (bird cherry-oat aphid), 2682 nucleotides long. RefSeq lists its product as uncharacterized. The coding region runs from base 520 to 1566 and encodes 348 amino acids. The record is from RefSeq and is a predicted model, not a curated record. NCBI's taxonomy places the organism in Eukaryota, Metazoa, Arthropoda, Insecta, Hemiptera, Aphididae. The transcript has 2 exons.